Messenger RNA from Gekko japonicus, 1161 nucleotides. RefSeq names its product phosphate carrier protein, mitochondrial-like. The record is from RefSeq and is a predicted model, not a curated record. The coding region runs from base 1 to 1161 and encodes 386 amino acids. Gene Ontology annotation, molecular function: phosphate transmembrane transporter activity. The transcript is spliced from 2 exons. NCBI's taxonomy places the organism in Eukaryota, Metazoa, Chordata, Lepidosauria, Squamata, Gekkonidae. Gene Ontology annotation, biological process: mitochondrial phosphate ion transmembrane transport. Gene Ontology annotation, cellular component: mitochondrial inner membrane.
AUGGAGGUUCCCAAAUGCAGCUCACAUUCCUACCCCAAGUUGUGGUCCCGGCUUCGGGCACUUGCUUGCCCUUCUUGGAGAUCAGAGAAGAACAGUGAAAGCUACACUACAUCUCUUCAUUGUGAGGCCCUAAACAACUAUAAGGAAGUGGACACACAGCCUUCUACCAACAGUAUUCUAGUCUCUCUGUACAAACAUCAGCCCCGUCUUUCAGCAGCUUCCGUAAGUGCAGUAGAAUAUAGCUGUGAGUUUGGCUCUCUAAAGUAUCUGAUACUGUGUUCCCUGGGUGGUGUUGUGAGCUGUGGACUGACUCACACAGCUGUAGUGCCACUAGAUGUGGUGAAAUGCCGGAUGCAGGUGGAACCUAAACGUUACCGUGGACUUGUGCAAGGCCUUACUCUUACUGUGCAAGAGGAGGGAAUGCAUGGUCUGGUCAAAGGAUGGGCCCCAACAGCCAUAGGUUACUCUAUGCAAGGACUUGGCAAGUUUGGCCUUUAUGAGACCUUUAAGAUACAUUAUGCUGAACUGUUGGGUUCUGAACGUGCUUAUCUGUGGCGGACCAGCCUCUACCUGGCUGCCUCAGCCAGUGCUGAGUUCUUUGCUGACAUUGCUCUGGCCCCAAUGGAAGCAGUCAAGGUACGAAUUCAGACCCAGGAAGGCUAUGCCAACACACUGCGGGAGGCAGCUCCAAAGAUGUUCAUUGAAGAGGGGCUGUGGGCUUUCUACAAAGGAGUGGCUCCACUCUGGAUGCGCCAGAUCCCUUAUACCAUGAUGAAGUUUGCCUGUUUUGAACGAACUGUAGAGGCUCUCUAUAAAUAUGUCAUGCCCAAGCCCCGUGAUCAGUGCACCAAAAUGGAACAACUUGGAGUCACCUUUGUUGGUGGUUAUAUUGCUGGCAUCUUUUGUGCUAUUGUCUCACACCCAGCUGACUCUGUGGUCUCUGUGCUCAACAAAGAAAGGGGCAGCACUGCUGUUGAAGUCCUCAAGAGGUUGGGCAUGUAUGGCAUCUGGAAAGGCCUCUUUACCCGUAUCCUGAUGAUUGGUACCCUCACUGCCCUACAAUGGUUCAUUUAUGAUUCAGUUAAAGUGUACCUCAAGCUCCCUCGGCCGCCACCACCUGAGAUGCCUGCCUCUUUGAGAGAGAGUUUGUCAUUAAAAUAG